Effrenium voratum is the source of this 2688-nucleotide messenger RNA. NCBI's taxonomy places the organism in Eukaryota, Dinophyceae, Suessiales, Symbiodiniaceae. The record is from the annotation of a GenBank genome assembly.
AUGACCAAUGACUUCGAGGGCAUCUUCAUCGAGCUCAUGAGCAGCUCGGCAGCUGAACCCCCUCCCCCCCAUGUCGCUUUUGGAUGCAUCAACACGCGCAUUGACUCGCUGAAGGCCUGCCUCCGUGCGCUUCGUGUACUGCGCUUGUUACUGAGCUUCGACUUCGCAGCAGACGUGUCCAUCACUGUUUUCCAGCUUGCAGACGUGACCUCCGUCCUCACGCACUUCUUCAACAUGGAGUCCGAGCUGCCGGUCCGGAGCUCAAGCGAUGCGGAGUCACUGAGCCAUCAGAGCUUCCAGAAGGGGAAGAACACCGAAGCCAAACCGCAACCCACCGCCCCAUGGCUUCGGCUCCGCCGCGCCCAGAUCUUGCGGGAGCUGAACCUCCGGAACCGGGCGCGCACCAAGGAGGAGCGGUCGGCGGUGCUAAAGAUGCCCGAGCCGCCGCCAGAGACGGGCCUGCUGAGGACGGACCUCAUCGAGAUGAGGAUUGAGAACGUGUCCUUCAACUACCGCCCCAACCAGAAGCUGCUGGAGAACGUGGGGCUGUUGCACGUGCCCUUGGGCAAGAUAGAAUGCCCUUGCUACGCCAAGCAAAAUCAGCUGUUGCUGUGGACCUGGGUGCUGAUAAGGAAUACUUUUCUGCGGCUCAUCGCCAGCAGACUGCUGCCUGAAAAGGGCGAGAUCUUUGUCCCUACGCACUUGAACUUGACGUAUGGGGCACCAGACAACAGCGACCUGGAUGUGGUGAAGGGCGUCUUGCGGCUGCUGAACAUUUUUCCAGAUCCCAACUCCCGAACUCCUGGGGAGCAAGUUUUAAGCAUGGCGCGGCUCAUCGCCUUGGCCCUGGUUGGGAGUGCCUACGCUGCCUGCGAGAGCGGAUCUUGUGAUGCCGAUGACACAGAGCUGAUGCAGGUGGACAUCAACCAGGUGCAUCAGAAGGAUGCCGCGGCACAAAUGGCGAGCUUGAUCGAGCGGGCCUUCGCGGGCGUCCGGGGGAAAGGGCGCUCGCCUACUGCGGCCAGCAUCAUCAACGAAGCCUUUGGCAACGUCACGGAGGACGGGGGGUACCUGCUGGGCAACAUCAAGGCAGAUGCGACUUGGGAGGAGUGCACCAGGAUCGACUGGAACGAGGUGGCCAAGUUCGACGAUGAGGAGGGCAAGCUGUCGCCCUACUCUGUGGAAAGGAUGCUGAAGGAGCUUCACCUGCAAGCGUGCCUUGACGGGGAGUCGGACUGGGCCAAGGAUGACACCUGCAAAGCGGUGAAGGCGGCGCUCGAGGUGUCGACCGAGCUCUCCCACGAUCCGUUUGAGCCCCUCUUCGCCAACUUCUCGGUGGUCGCCUGGGGCAAGUACCCCUCCUGGGUGAAAGACACCGUGGUGGACCUGGACUACUCCAAGCCGAUGCCGGUGAAGGCCAAGGUGAAGGACCCCAAGGGCGUCAUCGGCUACGCCAUUUGCGACCUGCUGCGGGUCAUCUUGACGCAGAGCGCCGACCAGAUGUCCACGGGCACCUGUUCCUACGUGGCCAGCCUGGCGGCCUUGAGCCACAAGGCUCCUGCAAAGCUCAUCAAGUUGGCCGUGCGGCUUUUCUGGACAGGCAUGAUCACCCCCAAAGUGGGGAAAGCCUGUGACGGGAUCUACCAUCAGCAGCCGGGGCUGGUUCCUUUCAAGAGCGGGUAUGGCUGGAUCCCCUCCUUCUACCAGAACGGGGGCUCCGCCUCCUGCGCGGGGAGCGCCAUGGAUUGCGCCACCUCCCAGGGACGGCCCCAGCAGAACGCCGCGCUCACGUUCUCCUGGACGCAAUACCUGAUCAGCACCUGGAUGAAGGAGAACUGGGGCUACUGCCAGAAGGAUGGCGUCCGAUCGGGGCUCACCUACCCGGGGCAGGACGAUUACGAGGCAGCUAUGGCGACCCGGAACCAGGGUGGUUGGUACAACUCCAUGUUCUGGGAGUGCGCCAAUUUCAUCGACCCGGAGGGCGGCAGCUGCAAGCUGCUGGUGAAUCCCAACACCUGCGUCCUGGGAGAGUUCGAGGUCUGCGAGAAGAAGUGGUCCCUGGAGCCCGCGUUCGAGGUGCAGUCGGAGGUCUGGGAGCCGCUGGUGGUGAAGUAUCGUACUGAGGCCUGGAUGCAGGGAGCGGUCUCCUACUCGGAACAGGAGAAGUACGUGAUCCCCAAGCUUCAUGAGGCCUUUGCGGAGAAGCCGCUGCUGAGAGACUACUUGGAGUUCCUGCAAUCCCUCGCCAACAAGACGGGGGAGUCCGUCUUCGAGAUCAACGAAGUCAGCGGGCCGCCGUUCCCGUCCUUCACGGAGGAGCUGCUGAAGCAGACCUGCGAGGCCUACACCAACCUCCUGGUGAUCGACGCCACGGUCUUGCAGGUGGCCUUCUCCAACCCCGGUAUCAUCCAGCAAGCCAGGGACCAGGAUUUGCCGCUCUUCGGGAACUUCGGGCUGCCGUCGGUGAGCUACGGCUGCAACCACGCGGUCUACUUGCAGAGCUGCGACUUCAAGAAGGACUUGUUCAAAAUCUGGACCUGGGGUACCACGGUGACGCUGAGCAAGCGCAUGCUGCUGGGCUGGCCGGCGGCGCAGCGGGGCUACCCCACCCGGGCCGGCGCCUCCUGGACGUGGAACACCGGGGCCAUCUGCGCCUCAGUCACUGCGGACCAAAUCACAGUCGACUAA